This is a messenger RNA of Kogia breviceps (pygmy sperm whale), 1644 nucleotides long. It is a transcript of the gene ERRFI1, whose product is annotated as ERBB receptor feedback inhibitor 1. The record is from RefSeq and is a predicted model, not a curated record. Lineage: Eukaryota; Metazoa; Chordata; Mammalia; Artiodactyla; Physeteridae. Gene Ontology annotation, biological process: negative regulation of epidermal growth factor receptor signaling pathway; regulation of keratinocyte differentiation.
GGGGAACGCUAGUGGGAGCGGGCGCCAGGCGAGCGGCGAGGCGCCUGCGCGGUGUCCGGGCCCCUGAGCCCGCGGCGCUGAGACAGCCGGGACGGACAUGCGCGGGAGGGCGCCGUGGGGCAGCCGCGGCUUCGCUGGGGGAAUGAAAGCCACUGGCUGACUACACAUCCCUCCCUGGGCUUCACGAGUUUGAAGACUUCCCAGAAUAAGGCACAAUGUCCAUGGCCGGCGUCGCUGCUCAAGAGAUCAGAGUCCCGUUAAAAACUGGGUUUCUGCAUGAUGGCCAAGCCCUGGGGAGCCUGAAGGCCUGCUGGGGGGGCCGCGGCGAGUUCGAGAACGGCUUUUUGAACAUCGACCCCAUAACCAUGGCCUACAGUCUGAACUCGACGGCGCAGGAGCACCUAACGUCCAUAGGGCGCGUUUCCAGGUCUGCUCCGACGAACGGCAGCCACUUUCCGGAGCACGGCCCCUCCGCCAAGGCCCGCCUGCCCCCUCUCGUCAUCCCCCCGAGCGAAGGCUGGGGGCAGCCGGAGGAGGAUCGGGUGGCGUGUGGAUUGAGGAGGCUGGCAGUGAACGGGCUCGGUGUCCCCACGCCCCCGCUCACCCCCGUCAAGACGCCCCCGGCCCUCCUCCCUGGCGGGGCUCCCUGCGAGCGGGGCUCCCGGCCGCUGCCGCCCCUGCCCAUCUCCGAGGACCUCCCCCUGGACGAGGCGGACUGCGAGGUCGAGUUCCUGACCAGCUCGGACACGGACUUCCUUCUAGAAGACUGCGCGCUCUCCGACUUCAGACCCGACGGCCCCGGCAGGCGCAGCUUCCGUGGGUGCGGACAGAUCAACUACGCGUAUUUCGACACCCCGGCCGUCUCGUCCGCGGAUCUCAGCCAGGCGCACGACCAGGCUGCCGGGGGGACGCGUGCCAGCCCCCCUCCGUCCCAGGCCCACCGGAGACUGCGGAGGUCUCACUCGGGCCCCGCAGGGUCCUUUCACAAGCCGGCCAUCAGGAUCUCCAGCUACGUGCACAGGGCUUCUCCCAACUCCGACGACGACAAGCCCGAGGUGCCCCCCCGGGUCCCCAUCCCUCCCCGGCCGGCCAAGCCGGACUACAGAAGGUGGUCGGCCGAAGUCACUUCCAGCACCUACAGCGACGAGGACAGGCCCCCCAAAGUCCCGCCGAGAGAACCCUUGUCCCGGAGUAACUCCCGCACCCCGAGCCCCAAAAGUCUCCCGUCUUACCUCAACGGGGUCAUGCCGCCCACGCAGAGCUUUGCCCCCGACCCCAAGUACGUGAGCAGCAAAGCCCUGCAGAGACAGCACAGCGAGGGGGCCGCCGGCAAGGUCCCCUGCAUCCUGCCCAUCAUUGAGAAUGGGAGGAAAGUGAGCUCGACGCAUUAUUACCUGCUCCCUGAGAGGCCGCCCUACCUGGACAAAUACGAAAAGUUUUUUAGGGAAGCAGAAGAGACACACGCGAGCACCCCCAUCCAGCCCCUCCCUGCCGACGGCGGUGUCUUUUCGGCCCCAGAAAAGCUGGACUCGAAACCAAGGGUGGAUCUGGCAGGCCACGCGAAGCGCAGACAUUUCUCCUACGUGGUUUCCCCUUAGACCCUGGGUCCUGGCUCAGCAGAGGUGCCGCAGCAGCCGGCGGUUC